This is a messenger RNA of Hydra vulgaris (swiftwater hydra), 777 nucleotides long. The record is from RefSeq and is a predicted model, not a curated record. NCBI's taxonomy places the organism in Eukaryota, Metazoa, Cnidaria, Hydrozoa, Anthoathecata, Hydridae.
AUGCAAUCAACUUCAAAGGUUGUGAAAAAUAUGUCACUUGGUAAAAAUAAAAAAGAAGUUACAAAACAGUCUUAUAGUUUUAAUCCAAUAACCCAUUUGUGUGAAAAUGUUUUAUCUCAAAGAAAAAAUGUUUCAUCUCAAGAAACUGCUAUUAAGGAAAAAAUAAAACGCCCUAUGAGCUCAUUCUUAUUGUGGGCAAAAGUUACAAGAAAAAAUUAUUUAAAAAAAAAUCCUCACAUGCAUAAUUCAGAAGUCAGUAAGCUUUUAGGAUACACAUGGAACCAAAUGAGUGCAAUUGAAAAAUUACCGUUUACAACGCAAGCAAAGAACCUUCGAACGGUUCAUAUGACAAAUCAUCCAAAAUAUUGCUACUCUACCAAGAACUUAAACAACAACGACAUAGCAAAAAACCCAAAUUUGAAAAGUUAUGGUUACCUUCAAAACGCGUAUAUUGCACAAAAUACUGUUGCAGCAACAAAAUGCAUUUCAUCAAAUGAUGUUAAUGAUUAUUCAUCUGAUGUUAGUUUCAAUAAUAUUGAAAAUAUGUUACCUCUCAAUGAAGAUCCAUUAGUAGAUUUUAACAAGAGUAAUAAAUUCAAUAUUGAAAGUGAUAAAGAAAUUUGUGAAGAGAGUACUACGCUUCAUUACCAUCCAAACCAAGUACAACUACAUUUUGAUAACCAAUAUAAAAACAGUAAUGAAAAAGAAACAAACCAAACAUACGAAAAAGAGAUAAAUAAAGACAUUGUUGAAUACGACAAUGAGUUAUUAAUGUAA